AUGACAGCCUCUAAUAUUCCCUUCAACGUCUCGGAGCACUACAAGGUGCACGAGGUGAUCGGCGAGGGCGCGUACGGUGUUGUCGUUUCCGCGGUCCACAUUGCAUCGGGGACCAAAGUCGCCAUUAAGCGGAUCACGCCGUUCGACCAUGCCAUGUUCUGCCAGCGCACUCUGCGCGAGAUCAAGCUCCUGCGGCACUUCCGCCACGAGAACAUUAUCGCAAUCCUCGACAUCAUCGCGCCCCCCAGCUUUGACCAGUUCCACGAGGUUUACCUCGUCCAGGAGCUCAUGGAAACUGACCUGCACCGCGUCAUCCGCACGCAGGAGCUGUCGGACGACCACUGCCAGUAUUUCCUGUACCAGACGAUCCGUGGGCUCAAGGCACUGCACAGCGCCAACGUGCUGCAUCGUGACCUGAAGCCUUCUAAUCUCCUACUCAACGCCAACUGCGACCUCAAGAUCUGCGACUUUGGCCUCGCGCGCUCGGCUGCCCUUCCCCCUCCCGACGCUGGGCCGAACGGAGGAAACGGCUUCAUGACAGAAUACGUCGCAACGCGCUGGUACCGCGCCCCAGAGGUCAUGCUGUCAUUCCAGGAAUACUCCAAGGCAAUUGACGUUUGGAGCGUCGGCUGUAUCCUCGCCGAGAUGAUCAACGGCAAGCCCCUCUUCCCUGGCCGCGACUACCACCACCAGCUGAGUCUCAUCCUCGAGUGUCUCGGCACACCGACCAUGGACGACUUUAACGAGAUCACGUCGCCGCGCUCCAAAGACUACCUCCGCGCGCUGCCGUUCCACCGCCGCCGCGACCUGCGCGAAAUGUGCCCCAAGGCCAAACCCAAUGCGCUCGACCUCAUGCGCCGCUGUCUCACAUUCUCCCCACGCAAGCGCAUCACCGUCGAAGAGGCUCUCGAGCAUCCCUACCUCGAGCCGUACCACGACCCGUCCGACGAGCCGGGCGCCGAGCCCCUCCACCCCGACUUUUUCGACUUUGAGAACCGCCAGAGCGCGCCAGGCAGAGAGCAGCUCAAGGCCCUCAUCUACCAGGAGAUUCAGCGUCCGCUUAGCGACGCAUAG
Cutaneotrichosporon cavernicola is the source of this 1074-nucleotide messenger RNA. RefSeq lists its product as uncharacterized. NCBI's taxonomy places the organism in Eukaryota, Fungi, Basidiomycota, Tremellomycetes, Trichosporonales, Trichosporonaceae. The record is from RefSeq and is a predicted model, not a curated record. Gene Ontology annotation, cellular component: cytoplasm; nucleus. The coding region runs from base 1 to 1074 and encodes 357 amino acids. Gene Ontology annotation, biological process: intracellular signal transduction; protein phosphorylation. Gene Ontology annotation, molecular function: MAP kinase activity; ATP binding. The transcript is spliced from 7 exons.